This is a messenger RNA of Esox lucius (northern pike), 2323 nucleotides long. RefSeq names its product nuclear receptor subfamily 2, group F, member 2 (gene nr2f2). Gene Ontology annotation, biological process: anatomical structure development; cell differentiation; negative regulation of transcription by RNA polymerase II. Gene Ontology annotation, molecular function: RNA polymerase II cis-regulatory region sequence-specific DNA binding; retinoic acid binding; zinc ion binding. NCBI's taxonomy places the organism in Eukaryota, Metazoa, Chordata, Actinopteri, Esociformes, Esocidae. Bases 793 to 2058 code for a protein of 421 amino acids. The record is from RefSeq and is a predicted model, not a curated record. The transcript is spliced from 3 exons.
CACUAUAUAGAGAGCUCUGUGAGCUGAUCAGAGAGAAAGCAUUCUGCCAGCCCAGCUCCAACAAUUCGCAAUCAUUUCCUAACAUCCCCUUUUUAACAUAUUUGAUCACUUUGAUUCUCUGUUCUUUUUCUUAUUAUUUUUCUGCGUAUGAAGGAGGUUCUAUAGGUUGUGAUCUUUUUGUUUUAUUAUCACUUGCUUGUCAGAGAGUUGACUUCAUAUUUGACUAAAGCCUUGGCUUCAGCUGCGCGCUGCAGCUCGCGCCACCUCACAAGAAGAAAAGGGAGAAGCAGCAAUAUUUUUUUACCAGUUGAUGAUUUUCUUCAAGACUUGAGCUGGAACUUGAUAUCUCUGCUGCUAGUGUGUAGCCUACAUCAAUUGUGUGUUUUAUGCUGCUGUCAAGUAGCCUACCUUCAACUUAGGCUAGCCUACUGGUCCGUUUCUUGAAUAGGCUACCUCAUUUCAUUAUCGCGAUCAUUUGGUAUUUUUUCUCCCUUUAUGGGUCUCCUGGAUGGCUGACUGCAAGCGCCCCUGGACUUGGCCUCUAAGCGCAAGGCUGCGAUUCAGCUCGCUAUCACAUCCGUUUUAAAACGUGUGAUUCGCAUCGUCUAUAACAGCAAUACGAUUUGACAUUUUCGCAAGAUACAACGGACAAUCGACAACAGUAGGCUUUUGGCAUUUAUUUAUUUGACUAUUAUUUUUUUUAUAUUACAACGUGCAGCAUUCUUCUGAGAGAACAAGCAACGCGAAACCAAAAACGGCAGACAAAAAGUUUCCUUACGUUGACUGAUAGAUAUGGCAAUGGUAGUGUGGAGAGGCUCCCAGGACGAUGUGGCUGAGACCCAAGGUACCCUUUCUUCGCAAUCUCAAGGAGGACUAUCCCUUCCGACCCCGCAGUUGAAUCUGUCAGGCUCUCAGGUCGCCCCUCCGACCCCUCAGACACCCGUCCAAGGACCCCCAAACAACACUGCACAAUCCACGCCGACGAACCAGACAACGCAGUCGGAGAAACAGCAGCCACAGCAUAUAGAAUGUGUGGUUUGCGGGGAUAAAUCUAGUGGUAAACACUAUGGCCAGUUUACUUGCGAAGGGUGCAAAAGCUUCUUCAAACGGAGCGUACGAAGGAACCUCAGUUACACAUGCCGUGCCAACAGGAAUUGUCCCAUUGACCAGCACCAUCGCAAUCAGUGUCAGUACUGCCGCCUCAAAAAAUGCCUGAAAGUUGGCAUGAGACGGGAAGUUUCUCUUUUUACUGCAGCGGUGCAACGGGGACGGAUGCCACCCACACAGCCACACCAUGGUCAGUUCGCAUUGACAAAUGGGGACCCACUGCAUUGCCAUUCCUACUUAUCCGGAUAUAUCUCUCUACUGCUGAGAGCGGAGCCCUACCCAACGUCCCGGUAUGGCAGUCAAUGCAUGCAACCCAACAACAUAAUGGGCAUCGAGAACAUAUGUGAACUGGCGGCCAGGAUGCUGUUCAGUGCAGUGGAGUGGGCCAGGAAUAUCCCCUUCUUUCCAGACCUUCAGAUUACUGACCAAGUGGCUCUUCUGAGGUUGACCUGGAGUGAGUUGUUUGUCCUCAACGCUGCACAGUGUUCUAUGCCUCUCCAUGUGGCUCCACUUCUGGCGGCGGCUGGCCUACACGCCUCCCCCAUGUCUGCGGACAGAGUGGUGGCCUUUAUGGACCACAUUAGGAUCUUCCAAGAACAAGUGGAAAAGUUGAAGGCUUUGCACGUUGACUCUGCUGAAUACAGCUGCUUGAAGGCCAUUGUGCUCUUCACAUCAGAUGCGUGUGGCCUGUCAGAUGUGGCCCAUGUGGAAAGUUUGCAAGAGAAGUCCCAGUGUGCCCUGGAGGAAUAUGUUCGAAGCCAGUAUCCCAACCAGCCAACACGAUUUGGGAAGUUGUUACUUCGCUUGCCUUCGCUUCGCACUGUCUCUUCGUCGGUUAUAGAGCAAUUGUUUUUCGUCAGAUUGGUAGGUAAAACCCCAAUUGAAACCCUCAUCAGGGAUAUGUUGCUUUCCGGGAGCAGUUUUAACUGGCCUUACAUGUCAAUUCAGUAAGCAGAAGGAAUGAACAAAGGGGUUAAGACUACAAUGGUUAGCACUUCUUUUGUAGAUGGAAAACGGCUGUUACAAGAGCUUACUUACGAAGAAAUGCAUUCUCAUAAAUGACUGUGAAUUUUAAAAUUGAGACUUUCAGCGAACUUUCAAAAUGCCGACAAAAGCUCCCAGUGUCAUUCGGAACAACUUGCUUCUUAUCCAUUUUUACGAAGAAAAAAAAGAAAAGAGACAAAAAACAAGGAAAAGGAUUUUGAUAGUCCUCAAA